GAGCACCACUGUGUAAGGAAGUCAAACCUUUUGUGUUGAGGCACUUCAGUUUGUGUUUUGAUAUUUUAUCUGGAUAAAACCAUGGGGCUUGUUCUUCGUGUGGUUCUGCUAUGGCUGCUAGUUAUUGGAGAGCUUCAGGCAAGUAUUACAUUUCAGACAAAAGUUCCCUAUCAUGGCUAUUUACGCAGAAGCUCGUACACCGCCAGCAUGGCCCGGCCCCAUUUUGGGGAUCCAGUCCCAGCAGCCCGGCUACCCGCCCCGUCCUGAGGCCCAGCAGCCCGGCUACCCGCCCCGUCCUCAGGCCCAGCAGCCCGCCUACCUGCCACGUCCUCAGGCCCAGCAGCCCGGCUUCCCGUCCCGUCCUCAGUCCCAGCAGCCCAGCAACUCACCGCAGCCCCGUACUCAGUCCCAGCAUCCCGGCUUCCUGCCCCGUCCUCAGUCCCAGCAGCCCGCCUACCAGCCCCAACCUCAGUCCCAGCAGCCCGCCUACAAGCCCCGUCCUCAAGCCCAGCAGCCCGCCCACCAGCCCCGUCCUCAGGCCCAGCAGCCCGCCUACCAGCCCCAUCCUCAGUCCCAGCAGCCCGGCUUCCCGUCCCGUCCUCAGUCCCAGCAGCCCAGCAACUCACCGCAGCCCCGUACUCAGUCGCAGCAGCCCGGCUUCCCGUCCCGUCCUCAGUACCAGCAGCCCAGCAACUCACCGCAGCCCCGUACUCAGUCCCAGCAGCCCGGCUUCCCGUCCCGUCCCCAGGCCCAGCAUCCCAGCAACUCACAGCAGUCCCGUACUCAGUCCCAGCAGCCCGCCUACAAGCCCCGUCCUCAGGCCGAGCAGCCCGGCUUCCAGGCCAAGCCCCGUCCUCAGGCCCAGCAGCCCGCCUACCAGCCCCGUCCUCAGUCCCAGCAGCCCGGCUUCCCAUCCCGUCCUCAGUCGCAGCAGCCCAGCAACUCACCGCAGCCCCGUACUCAGUCGCAGCAGCCCGGCUUCCCGUCCCGUCCUCAGUACCAGCAGCCCAGCAACUCACCGCAGCCCCGUACUCAGGCCCAGCAUCCUGGCUUCCUGCACCGUACUCAGUCCCAGCAGCCCGGCUUCCCAUCCCGUCCUCAGUACCAGCAGCCCGGCUUCCCGUCCCGUCCUCGGUACCAGCAGUCCGGCUUCCCGUCCCGUCCUCAGUACCAGCAGCCCGGCUUCCCGUCCCGUCCUCGGUACCAGCAGCCCAACAACUCACCGCAGCCCCGUACUCAGUCCCAGCAACCCGGCUUCCCGUCCCGUCCCCAGGCCCAGCAUCCCGGCUUCCCGUCCCGUCCUCAGUCCCAGCAGCCCAGAAACUCACCGCAGCCUCGUCCCCAGGCCCAGCAGCGGGUGUACCAGGCCAAGCUCCGUCCCCAGGCCCAGCAGCCAGUGUACCAAGCCAACCCCCGUCCUCAGCCCCAGCAGCCGGGCUUCCAGGCCAAGCCCCGCGCCCAAGCCCAGCCAGCCGGCUACCAGGCCAAGCCCAGGCCCCAGGCCCAGCAGCCAGUGCCCCAGCCAGCCAGCUACCAACCCAGUGGCAGUUUUGGCUCUCAACUUCCUGCCAAGACUGAAGCUGCACCAAGAGAGGUUGAACAGGAAUGGGACCCAUCUCGACUUGGAAACUAAAGGUGUUUUUGGCUGAAACUGAAGAUUUCUUGGAAGUGUUUCAACUAACUGGCCUUGAUAAACUAACUCUCACCUGCACAGUCUUUAAAGAAAUAAAUGCAUUUUACACUGAUGGAAA
Molecule: messenger RNA, 1751 nt
Organism: Trematomus bernacchii (emerald rockcod)
Lineage: Eukaryota; Metazoa; Chordata; Actinopteri; Perciformes; Nototheniidae
Product: glutenin, high molecular weight subunit PW212-like
Exons: 5
Coding region: 111-1649 (512 amino acids)
Source: RefSeq, a predicted model, not a curated record